UUUCAAAACUGUAUAAGUCACUCCUACCGAAAACAGCAAACUGCUUAUUAAUUUUUGCAGCAGCAUCUGUCCUCACAAAAGUUCUGGGUUCCUGAUUCCACGCCAUUUAAUUUCGCGACGGAGGCUGCUGGCGAUACAACCAACCUGUUUCAGUUUUUGCUUUUAAUCAUUAAUGUUUAACUGCCAUCUUUUUUCAAGGGGAUAAACAAUGCUGAAGCGAGCGCUUAGUAGAUUUUUGCUGAUGGAGCGGCAAGGUGGUGAUCGACGGAUAACACCUGGCCAUUGUCAGUGGCUGCGUGGAGUGAAGACGCGUAGGCAGCCCGCGGAACUGGCAUCAUUGCAUCGUAAGAGCAUCCGCACAGUGUCUCAAGUCGUUCCCGGAAAAAUUGCGCCAACUCCGCCAUCAUUUAUGCCGGGGAGCGGUUUGUCCGUUCCGAACGCUGAAACGCCGUUGGCAGGAAUGAAGGAAUCUCGUGUUAUCCGCUUUCCGACGCCAACCAUUCGGCUCGCACCAUGCGUAAAUAGCGGUAACUCAGUCGGUGGUGGGUUUUUCAUCAAAGGAGUCCAAAAGUUGAUGGAUGAGAGGCUGGCGCGCGUUCGAGCGGGGGAAAAGGGUCUGCUGACGGGGACCGCACGAAUUAGACUGGACAUUGCCAUUAACACGGACCACCAACGCGACUGGUUUAAAGCCUGGGGACAAGUGGGGGAGAGCAUAGUGCGUAUGGAUGCUGGCUUCUACAGUCACGAAUACUGGGGUAAAGGAAUUUGCGAGGAAAUACCAAACUUGGCACGUCCGUUUCACAUGGUUUGGAAAGCAUCGCCGACGGGUAGCAUGAACAUCGCUCUGAUUAUCAUUGGUGACUCCGAUCACGCCCAGGAAACAUUCGUGAAAAUGGAGGAAAAUGUCAUGGAAGGGAUUCAGCAUCUGCAUGAAGUACGUUGUAUUAAAGAGGAAACCACAUUUGUAGCGUUCCGUGGGCCAGCGUUCUACUGGGGAGUUGCGCGUCUUGGCCAGACGCCCAUUCGUCGUUGUGAGUUGACGGAUAUCCGAGAGCCGGCAGCCGAGGAGGUGCUCGAGCAGCUGGCCACGCACCUUUGUGCUUUGUGAUGGAUUCCGUGGUGCAUACUUUGUGGUCUUAUAAUCUCGGUUGAUAUGAUCUUUCUCAUCGCUGAUGUACACUGCUAGAGUAGCAAUUCGCGGAAAGCGUACCGCUACCAUAGUUUCUCUUGAGUUGUUGAUGUUUGGAUUAAAGAUUCGUAUUA
Messenger RNA from Paramacrobiotus metropolitanus, 1263 nucleotides. RefSeq lists its product as uncharacterized. NCBI's taxonomy places the organism in Eukaryota, Metazoa, Tardigrada, Eutardigrada, Parachela, Macrobiotidae. The record is from RefSeq and is a predicted model, not a curated record. The coding region runs from base 209 to 1108 and encodes 299 amino acids. The transcript is spliced from 5 exons.